AUGUACGCCAGAAAACACCAUCUCCUACUCCAGGCUGUUCAUAUAACUCCUCUCAACAAAAAAGUGUACCAAAAUAUCAAAAGACCCAAGAUUACAAAAAAAAAACCUAGAACUGAAACAUCAUCAAGUGAUAGUGAUAGCGAACCCAUUAAUGUAAGCCAGAAAACACCUCCUACUCCAGGCUGUUCAUAUAACUCCUCUCAACAAAAAAGUGUACCAAAAUAUCAAAAGACCCAAGAUUACAAAAAAAAGAAACCUAGAACUGAAACAUCAUCAAGUGAUAGUGAUAGCGAACCCAUUAAUGUAAGCCAGAAAACACCUCCUACUCCAGGCUGUUCAUAUAACUCCUCUCAACAAAAAAGUGUACCAAAAUAUCAAAAGACCCAAGAUUACAAAAAAAAGAAACCUAGAACUGAAACAUCAUCAAGUGAUAGUGAUAGCGGACCCAUUAAUCUGCGCCAGAAAACUCCACCACCUACUGCAAGCUAUUCAAAAAGCUCUUCCCAACAAAACUGUUUGCCACAAUACCAAAAGACGCAAAUUCACAUGAAAAAGAAGUCUAAAACACAAACUUCAUCAAGUGAGAGUUCUGGCAGUUAUACUUCGGAAUCAGAAGACAGCGGCGAAGAAGUUGAACUGGCAAUAAAUCCGUUUCAUAAAAAAAAGGAAACUUUCCUUAUGAAUUCUGAAAAAAAUGAUUUGGUGGUUCACAACAAAGAGAAUAACAAUCUUCGAGAAGAAAAAAGUAAUAUUGAAGAAAUAAAAACUUGCCAGGGCAAAACUUUGGACACAUCGUUUACGGAUAUGCUUGAGACUCCGGCAAAAAUUGAGAAAAAAAAAUACACAAAAUAG
This is a messenger RNA of Diabrotica virgifera virgifera (western corn rootworm), 852 nucleotides long. RefSeq lists its product as uncharacterized. The coding region runs from base 1 to 852 and encodes 283 amino acids. NCBI's taxonomy places the organism in Eukaryota, Metazoa, Arthropoda, Insecta, Coleoptera, Chrysomelidae. The transcript has a single exon. The record is from RefSeq and is a predicted model, not a curated record.